Acanthaster planci (crown-of-thorns starfish) is the source of this 8937-nucleotide messenger RNA. Its product is annotated as treslin-like. Lineage: Eukaryota; Metazoa; Echinodermata; Asteroidea; Valvatida; Acanthasteridae. Gene Ontology annotation, biological process: mitotic G2 DNA damage checkpoint signaling; response to ionizing radiation; DNA replication. Gene Ontology annotation, cellular component: nucleus. The record is from RefSeq and is a predicted model, not a curated record. Gene Ontology annotation, molecular function: chromatin binding.
GAUACGUUUUGUUUGAAAAAUGGCCGCCGAAUUUCCACGACCAACAUGCUGAGAUUGUCCUUUUAAAUUUUGGGAGUAAAAUUUGCAAAAUGGCUGCUGAAGAGAGGAAUUUUAAAGCAGCCUUCCUCAUUGAUACACGGAGACAAAUCACAUCAAAAGAAAGGCCAUUAGAAGCCGACACUUUUUCCCGGGGAGUACGUUUGUGUGUGCUCAAACUGUUGUCGUAUUUCACCCACAUUCGCGACCACAGUCAACAAGCAAUCACCCAUCUGCGGUGGGGAUUCAAAGUGUUUCACUCGUACGAUUAUCCGCCUUGCAGACGCGACUACCUAAAGCAACUCUCGGUGAGAAACUUCCAGGACUUCGAAGAUCAGCUUUCGGGUGAUUUGGAGGGUCUCGCGUCGUCAAUUCGUGGAAGACGGGCGCCGAAGACUCCGCAGGUUUUGACAGCGACUUCCGUCCGGCAGGCGCUCGACGACGUCCUCCACGAUUUUCAGUGGGACGGACCCGAUGUCUGUUCCCCCGUGAAACGGAGCUCGGCUCCCUCGCCGAGGAGGGGGCUGAGAAUGCGGGGUUCCAACUGCCAACUGUCGAAGUGUGUUUUUCUGAUGAUGCCUUGCCCAGUCAGCCGAUCAGAGAUGGAGGAAUUUUGUGAUUUUGGUCCAGAUGAUCCACUGCCAAGGACCUCAGAGUUUCUUGAAAUGGUUCUUCCAACGAGUGGCGCACAACAGAUCUUUCAAGAUCAAAAUAUUGCUUUGUUUUGGAUUGACACCAGUCCAUGGAUCUCAACAGAAAAGAGGGACAACGAUGGGUUGUCGGUCAUCUCUCUGGCCAUGCGGGAGCUGGGCGGCUGUGUUAUUCCAGUCCAUGCCUUGGUCAGUCACAUGCAGCAUGUCACAACUAGCCUCAUGUCAUCCGUCCUGACCUCGCAAGAGCAGAGCGCGAGUGCCACCGUGACCAGUGGAGCAGCAGAUUGUGAGGUGUCACACCAGGAGAAAGACAAAUCGUCAUCCCUGUCAUCAGUGUCGAGGACAAAGUUGAAGUCCACGGAUUGUCCCCAUGAGCCCAAAGAAACCAGAGUGACAUCUGGGGGAAGAUGUGACCAACAAAAGAAGACAAGAAGUUGUUCUUUCCUUCCAUUUUCAACCGUCAUGGACUAUUACCUGAAUUCAAGAGAGACAGUGCCUUCAGAGCGGGAAAAGUGUCCACGCCUAAAACUGUCAGUUAUUACAGAUGGCAAGGUGACAGAUUUGUGUUGCCUUGAACUGUGCCCUCUUACCAAAGGACCAUCUAGUCCUUCAGGACGUACCUGUAGAUAUGUGCCAUCCCAAAAUGCAACAGCAAGUCCGCUGAAAGCCACAUCCACUGAACUAACCAUCACAGCCCCAGGCUGUAGCCAUGUUUCCAGCGUUACCAAUCAGGAUCCCAAAAUUGUUACCGAUGGCACCGAAGCAUCAGGACCACCUUCCACUGGAACUCCCCACAGAGUCCAAAAUCAAGCUUUCAUAAAGACCAAACUACCAAGUGGUGUCGUGCCCAUUUCACUUUACCAAACCGACGCUGUUUACGCAUGCACAGGUUUUUCUUUUGCUGUACAGUCUGCAGAAAAGAAGUCUGGCCCACGUGAAGACGACAAACUUUCAGGUUGGUUCAGGGAAGCCAUGAUUAGCCUCAGCCAGCAAAAGAAAGUCUUGUUGGUCGAUAUGACACACCCAGAAGUCGGCACACCCGUCAUGGCAGUACUGGAGCCCCUCACGUCCACCACCGCAUCCCUCCGGACUCUGAAAUCAUGGCCUCUCCCCGGGUACGGUUCGACCGGUCUCUGCGACGAGGCCGGCAGGGCAACGAGAGCCAGCAUAAAUAGGAGAAGUCGCAGUGGGGACGACAGGACCAGGAUAACCAGAAUCGCCGAGGAAUGCGUAAAGAGACGAAGUGGCCUGGAAAAAAUGUUGGAAAACCCUCAAGGAGCUGAAGAAACGUCCCACCCAAUUCCCCUGUCAUCCAACCACAGUGAGAUGGUCUCAUUCCGGCCUCAUGUCUUAGAGCCCUGGUAUCCUUACUGCCCGUCAGGUGGUGCAUCUGCCAGACUGCUUGAUAAGCUACAGAGUUUUCCUCUUCGUGACAAACCCCACGACUCCAUGAAUCCCACCUUACCAGGUCAGCUCCUUCAGAGGCUUGUGGAAACGUACAACAGACAGCCUGGCAUCAACAGUAGCCAGAGCACUGCCAUGAAGACCACUGAACCGGUAGAUGGCAAGACAGAGACCCAGGCUAGGCAGCCAGCUGUUGAGCCUGGACCGGUGAGGCAGAGCCCUCGCCUCCAGAGACGCAAGAGUACGAUGAACGUGGGCUUCCGCACGGAGAAAAUCAUGAGCAACAGCCUGCGCAUCCGGGUCACCAAGGAGCCGAGCCCCGCAAAGAGGGACCAGAAGGAGAACCGGGCACCGGGCAGUGCCAGGACCAAGACCACGAUGUUUAAGUGUCCAUCAUUUGACUCUGAGCAGGACGUGAUUGACUGCAUUCAGGCCGCCUACGAGAAAGGAGUGUCAGAGGGUUCUUCAGCGGUGGAUUUUGUACCGUUCAUAACCAGUAUAGUGCUGUCCUACAUGAAGUCCAGUUCCACAGAUUCUGGAGAAAAUGAAGCUGUGGCUAGGGCCAGGGAGCUACUGACACGCUGCCUGCUAGUCUCCAGCAACCAACUGCGGGACAAGUACCAGUCCCGGACCGACGAGUCGGGCAAUCUGCUCAGGGUGCAGGAGAUUGAGGUGCAGGUCCUGCUGCGGCUGGAGAUGGAGGCUAUAUCGCCAACGGAUGUCUCCCUAGGCAAAUGCCAAGCAGUUAGUCAGGAUGACGGCGUGGCUGCUGAAGGCGGACGGGACGAUGAGGAGAAUCAGGAGAGGGGCGGAGUCAGCAGUGCAGAGGAAGAGGGGACCAAACUCCCUGAGAACGUUCAAAAAUUAGUAGAUGAGAUUGUCAAACUUUUGAGAGCUGUUCCCUUCCUGGCUGAUACCAGCAGGCUAACAACCUUCCUCGCCGACAACCUCCUGCAAAACUAUGCUGACUCGUUGCCUCACGUCUUGCGCGUCAUCUACGAUGACCUGAUGCAGCCAGUCCCCUCCAUCUUGCUGUCACCCGGCAGCAGCGAUGUGGCUCUUUCCUCCGUCAAGACCCAACCGCCUCCGUCGUAUCGUUCCUCCUCCCAUGGGUCGUUCCCCGAGCCCUCUGUCUCAAGCAUAAGGACAAGAUCCUUGGUCCGUCAUCCGAGCCUGGUUGAUAUGGGAAGCAAAAGAGUCAUACCGGUCCCGUCAAGGAAUGCCGCCAAGAAAAAGGAUAAAACAAAAGCAAAAGAAGUAAAGGAUGACGCCACUUCGAAUGCCAAGACGGUGCGCAGGAACCUCUUCAUGGGUGGAGCCAAACACAGCCCCAGGAAAGGUGUAGGCGGCAAACUCCCACGACGGCAGAGCGUGGCCGUCAUGCAGAGUGCUCAGAGCACCAGGAAAAGUCCAAGGAGACGCACACCUCAAAGGGCCAAAGCACCCCUGGUGCUGAAGACAAGGGUCGUCAAGGAGACGCCGGGCAAGAAGCAGGUUUUGCAGGCCAUGCUGAAGAAGCAGGAGAGGGCGAGGAGAUUCUCGGCAAAUUCCGGGAGAGUCGUGGUUCCUCCAACCCCCACAAGAGUGAUCGAAGAAUCGCCGCUGAAACCGCCACCUGCCCUGAAUGUUCGUCGCAGUCCACGUGUCAAACCUCGGAAGCCUGGGGACAGGCGCAGCUUCUACUCCACGAGUAGCGUCGCCGACCUGAAGCGGGCCCGCGACUUGGGUUCCAGGAUUGCGGGCAAGGCAACCCCACCUCCCCCUGACAAGCCACUCCCACCCGCAAGCAGGAAGUCGCUGUUGAGUGAGAUCUGCAGUCCAAGGAGCUUACCAGGGACAUUGCCACCAACCCAGGGUGAGCCCGAAUCCUCAAGUCGGAAUACCAGGUCCCAAGUAAAACGGACACCCUCAAAGGAUUUGGUAGGAAAAGCGACCCAAGCCGGAACAAGCCCAAAUGAGACAGGCAAAACAGAGGAUGCAGUGUUCAAGACACCCACAAGAGCUCCUAGAAGGCUAAACAUCAAGUCCCCUCCCAGACUCUCCACCAUUGCAGUUGAGAGCACCUCAGAUGGCCCAAGUGAGGAAGCCAUCUCAAGCAAGGUUUGUGAUCGAGGUAAAGUCACCCUGCAAGAGCCUGUGGUAGCUGAUUGGCCGCUAAAUGUGGACAAGGGUAAAUCACCCAGUGGAUUUGGAGGUAGGCCAGCUGCAAGGGUCACUCAGAAAUCCAGCAACGGAACUGGGGUAGGUGAAGAUACCAGUCCCUGCUCAUCACCUUUAAAGAUGACGAGCCCAUCCCGCACUCCAAAGAGCCAAGGGCCACACACCAGAACGUCCUCUGUAGCAGCCUUGUCUGUACCAGCCCACGCUGUGGAAAUGCCACUCGAAGAUUCCACUUCACAAAAACAACCAGAAAGAGAUGGUGAAAAUGUAGUCACGCCGAGCAGGAGGAGUCAGAGACUUCAGAAGUCUUCCUCGCUUUCCAACCAAGCUAGUGUUUCCACCGUCAACCUCGGCUCACAGCCAGCAGUCAUGGAUGAGGCUGCAGGUGCCAGAACUGAAACAAGCAGGGCAUCAUCAGAGGCUCAAGACAACUCUCUCCAUCCUCCUAGACACCGGAAACGAGCAUUGGCAGACAGAACUCCCUCCCCUAAUUGCAAGACCCUGGCCCACACUCCGUCCCCGCAGAAACUCUCCAAGUCGGCCACCCCGAGCUCCCUCCACGAGUGGCAGCGGAAGAAGAGACUCCGGCGCGACUCGCCCGAGAGGUCCACCUCGCCUAUCUUUUCCAGGGUCACCCCUCCCUCCGCCCAGCGGAAAAGGAAGCCCGCCACCCCGCCUCCCGCACAGUCACCCAAGUUUGGUCGGGUGACGCCUUACUCGGAGAAGAGAAAAAGAGGACUGAAGCUGGGAGGCUCUACCAGGAAACAGAGUCCAGGAACAGUGACGCCUGAAGAAUCCUUGGGGAAAUCAGGCCAGUACAAGCUUGGCAAAGUGCGCAAAGCAAACGUGAAUCUCCUGACUCUGAUGAUGGGUGCAAGUAACGAUCACCCCAUCGCCGGCAAAAUGCAAACACGAAGCCAGUCACGUGAGAGUGCAAAAUCAGCAGGCGCCUCCAGCGACCUAUCGGACUGCCUUGAGGAGCAACAACCUGCAGUAUACACCUUCUUAGAUACCCAUCUGGAUGACUCUGACGACGAUGUCGACUUCCCCAAAAUGAUCUCCCCGAUCCGCCCAAAAGCCAGAGCCGUCGUGACUGACGAAACCUCCCCGGACGGAGUGAGUGAUCGCCCCACAAUAAAAAGUCCCAGCAUGUCAGCCAGGAGUUCCGCGUCAGUCUUCCUCUCAGAGGAUGAAGCGUCCUUUUCCACAGAUGACGUCUUCCUUCAAGCGUCCCCCUCACAUGCCAAGCGGAAGUUAAGGACUACCUCGCUGACCACCGGUGGGUUGUUUGAACUCAUGAACUCACCGUUAGUGGAGUCAGUUCAGAUGAUGUCAAGCUCAGGAUCCAAGGUUUCAUUCGGUAAAAAACCAAGGAAAGGUCGCCAGUUGUACCCAUCUGGUUCCCAGUCAUCGGUCAGUUCCCACAGGUCGUCGUCGCUGGGCCUGAGACGUUUGAGUAGCAAAGAGAGCCCGUGAAUUGGAUUUCAAAACAGUUGGGGAUAUUUCUCUUGUGCCUGCAUGUCCUAGCCAAAUAAAGGGCUUUUGGUAGCCAUUUUGAAACCAACUCAGCGGAUGAUGUGAUCUGAGGUAAGCAUGUAAGGUCCCCUGCAUGGAAACCUAAUGUCUUUAUACAGUAAACCUUGGAUAAAUCGGAUUCGUUUAAGUCAGAUUUUCCCUUACCUUGGAUAAAAUCGCUUGGUUUUUUUCAAACAUUUGAUUUGUCAUGUUCUUAAUAAAUCCCCCGCCUAAGUCAGAUCGCGAAAGUCAGAUUUUUUGCUUUUCUCAGACAAAUCAACCUGGAACAUUUGUUAAAAUACUGUGUAUUUAACCUCUUUUAAGUUGGAUUGACCAAAAAAAGAUUUUCGUACGUUAAGUCAUUCCAGUAAGCUCAGGGAUUUGGGGAAUUUUUGGUAUUUCCCUGUCGAGAUCCAUCAUUGCGGCGCUGGUUCCACCUGGUUUUCACAGCAGUAAUAUCUGCAGUACCACGUCACAUGGGCUGCACGUGUACACAUUCUACCUUCAAGCUGCAGCCUAUAACUUCUGCUUGAGCUCCGUGUCUUGCUCCACUCCCAUUGCCGUACUGCGUGAAUGAACUUGAUUUCUGGCUGGAAAAAAGGCUAUACAUGUAUACCCAUGUGAUCACAGGCUGCAUUUUUUAUUGGAUAAGGUGGCUGGGCUACAUGGAAGUACAGCUACCAAAGUACACAUGCACUGUGAUGUCAUUGCUCGAGGUACAAGCUUGUGUGAUAGGAUCAGGGAAACAUGUUGGGAGUUUCUCUCUUCAGUAUAUGUAGUGCGGAAAUAAAAUGUUUGACAUUAGAAACCUCACGAUAUUACUUUCAUAUUUUUUGUGGGCAGUGGCCGUUGUAUGGCUGGCGAUCAGUGACUGUGUAAUGCAUUUCAUCUUCUUUACGUGAGUCAGAUUUUUGCCAAAGUUGGAUAAAAUUGGUUGGCCCCAUCAGAUCCGAGUUAUCCGAGGUUUACUGUGUAUUUUUUUUUUGGCUAUUUUUGAUUUUGGAUUGUUGCUUGGCUAAAGGACGAUCAUUUUUUGGGUCGAUUUUUAAGGUCCAUUUCCAAUUGCUAAAUACACAGAGCACUGUCCCAUGCUGAGGUACAUUAAUGGUUGAUUAAUCAUUUUCCAACACAAAAUGUCCACAAGAUUUUUUUGUCCAAACUAGCCCAUAAAGGGCACUCUGGCAAAACGAGUCUCAGCGCUCGGAAGAUUUUGAAUUGCGGUAAGGCUAAGAAUAUUCCAGUUCCCCUCCCCCUUCGACAAUCAUGCCUUUUGUUAAUUGUUAACGGUAGAGUGAAAGGCAGACAGGUUCGAAAGUUGGACAGCGUGGGCAGGAUUGACACGACUGCUACAUUCACAGUCAGUUUAAAUUUGGGCGAUACUUUCUCAGUUUCAUUAUAAAACAUGUCCGUGUGUGUUUGUUUAAACGUAAUGAAACACAAGAUCCAACAAUUGAACACUUGUCAUUGUGUUGAGAUAACCCACUCUCUUCCAUUUUUAUUUGACAUAAUUUUCUGAGUCAUCAGCAUCACAUUCUGCUGAAAUGCUGUUUAAAUACGGAUAUCAGAUAUCAUUCCAAAUUGUACGUAAUGACAGCACAGUUGAUUUCUUCAACGGGACUCGGUAUAAUAAAAAUAAAAGUCCUUUCUAUUGUUUACUAAAUAAACCUUGGUAUGGUUCAGUGAAGUUAGAUCUAACUCUUAAAGAGCACCAUUUUUAGGUAUAAAAUGUGGUUGUCCUUUCUGUCUUACUCUAAAAGCUUGUGUUACAUGUACAUCAUUGGAAAAAAAAUUACAUGGUGGUUAAAAUAUUUAUUGAAUAUAAAUUAUGCAAAACAUCUGUAAACAUGUGCACAUAACUUUGAAGUAAGUCUUUCUAAUAAAUAUGUUGACAUUUGAAAGUGGGUGGGUGUUUAAUGUUUUUGCAGUUGAUCUUUAUGAAACACCCAGUGGUGUAUCCAGUGGGGGGGGGAAUUGCCUCCCUCGACGGAAAUUUUUGCAGAAUUUGUUUUUUAAAACAAAGAAUGGAUGAGUAGGAAAGAAAUUAUGCAGUAUAUUUAUUUAUCAAAUAUUGGCACCAAAUCCCUAAAAUACCAAAUAUGCAGCAACUAAAAGCAAGGAUGUCAGGACCACAAGUAAGGCCUUUGCUUUUUUUACUUCACGUUGAUUGAGCCCGAAGACGCAUUCACCUUUGGAUUCCCCCCCCCCCCCACCACACACACACACCAAAGCUGGAUACACCGCUGGUAACACCGUUAUCAAAUUUAGGGGAUUUUUUCUUCAAAAAGUCUUGCUUCAGCCUGAGCAAAGCACCCUCAUUAAUGCAUGUUUUUUUUAAUACAAUAUUGCAAACUUAAAUAUUUUUUAAAUGAGAACAGCCUCUGCGGGUGUUGCUUCCCAAGUUCUGCCAGGCAUGCCCACGGCAGCCUUUUGGCAAGGUAACGUGACUGAGUACUGAUGAUUUUUCACUUGGCAAUAAAGCCACCUUUGGGAGUUCUGCACACGGACCUUAAAAAAAACCCAGGACUCGCAAUGUCUUCGCACCGAGUGAGGCCACCGGCGGCCAUUUUGCCGUGCCCAAUACAAAGGCAUUGUUUGGCGGACUUGCCAUCGUAACUAUGGAUGGAACAAAUGAAUUGGGUUAGCAGCAGCAAGCAAGCGUUUAUAUCCUCAUUGUAUUCAGCACAGUAAAACGGCCGCCAGUGGCUUCAAUGACCUCUGUGUACUAUGAACAGCACUGUGGGUCCAGAUUCUUUGAAUGAAGUCCGUAGUUCUGCAGUCUUAGGGAAUUGGGGACUGGUUCCCAUGCAGUGGCUGAUGAUGACACCUGGCCAACAUUUAGUUGAAACACUUCCUGAGAUACAUGUAUUCAUUUCAUAAAAUCUUACGAACUCUUAGGACUGCUCUAAAAGCUUCCAAUUUUUUUUUUUCAGUUUUGAAUUUCAGGCACACAUAAAUACUUUCAAUUUCCCUGAGUUGAAACAGUCAAAAUGAAUAACCUUUCUUUUAUUUAUACAUGUAACUGAGUUAUGAUUACCAGAAGGUUAUAACAAAAAUGUAAGCUAGAAAAAAUACUGUUCAAUAAGCCAUGUUAACUCCAAGCGUGUAAAAUUUCCAUGGCACCUUGGGAAGAGAGAGUUUAAAGACACAAAUACACACCCAGCUAUUGCAA